AUGGCUGUCUGUAACGUGAGCGAUAAAUACAUAAAAAGGAUUUUAUUGUGGGUUGGAAUAUGUUUGUACGUGGCUCAGGGAGCCGAUAUAGUAAGCCUACUCUAUGGUUCAUCCGUCAAUGAUACGUUCGAAGAUCUGGAUCAACUUGACUUCGAGCAGGAUGAUGAUAGCAUCAUUAAUGAGUAUUACAAAGAAUUGGCUCUGAAAAAGAGGAAUGGAGGGUCCGCGAUGUGGAUGGCUAAUAACAUCAUCAAAUUCUGCCAGAGGCAGCCAGAUUAUUGCCACACUGCUGGUGGCAGGCAGAGACUCAAACAAGAAUUCAUCCAUUUGCUUUCUAAACGGUUUACCAGAAGAAAUGAUUUUAAAUUUCCGUUUAACUUUGCAUGA
Molecule: messenger RNA, 387 nt
Organism: Helobdella robusta
Lineage: Eukaryota; Metazoa; Annelida; Clitellata; Rhynchobdellida; Glossiphoniidae
Exons: 2
Coding region: 1-387 (128 amino acids)
Source: RefSeq, a predicted model, not a curated record